Microplitis demolitor is the source of this 564-nucleotide messenger RNA. RefSeq names its product 40S ribosomal protein S15 (gene RpS15). Gene Ontology annotation, biological process: ribosomal small subunit assembly; translation. The transcript is spliced from 3 exons. Gene Ontology annotation, cellular component: cytosolic small ribosomal subunit; ribosome. The coding region runs from base 92 to 535 and encodes 147 amino acids. NCBI's taxonomy places the organism in Eukaryota, Metazoa, Arthropoda, Insecta, Hymenoptera, Braconidae. The record is from RefSeq and is a predicted model, not a curated record. Gene Ontology annotation, molecular function: structural constituent of ribosome; RNA binding.
GCUACCAAUCAAGUAUUGAACAGAACAUCACUUCAGGUUUCUGGGUACCUCUUUCUUUCUUGUUCGUGAUCGCGCAACAGUAACGAGCACAAUGGCUGACGGUGAAGAAACUUUGAAAAAGAAGAGGACCUUCAGGAAGUUCACCUUCCGAGGAGUUGAUCUUGACCAACUCCUGGACAUGCCCAAUGAGCAGUUGAUGGAAUUAAUGCACGCUCGUGUCCGAAGACGUUUUGCCCGUGGAUUAAAACGCAAACCAAUGGCUUUAGUCAAGAAAUUGCGUAAAGCUAAGAAAGAAGCUCCACCAAAUGAAAAGCCAGAAAUUGUCAAGACCCACUUAAGAAAUAUGGUCAUCGUUCCUGAAAUGGUCGGUUCAAUCGUUGGUAUUUACAACGGCAAAACAUUCAAUCAAGUUGAAGUUAAACCUGAAAUGAUUGGACACUACUUAGGUGAAUUUUCAGUCACUUACAAACCUGUCAAACACGGUCGCCCUGGUAUUGGUGCCACCCACAGCUCUCGUUUUAUUCCAUUGAAGUAAAUAAAAGUAAUGAUCUUUACUAUACAUUA